UGAGGAGCAGCAAAACAUGGUGGGCAGCACAGGCAGUUUCCUGGUCACCUCACUUGGAAUGUCUCACUGUGAGGAAGGACCCAAUUGGCUCCUCCUCCUCAGAAUGAGACAGGUAGAAGAAGGAGCAGCAGAGAAGCCUCCAACUAGUCAUCUGACUCAUCACUGGACAGCUCACUUGCCUGGUCUUCUGUUGCGUUUUUCAAUGUCAUCACCAUUUUUCGUCUACAAUGGGAUCUUAUUCCCCACAGCGCUGUCCUCAGCAGAAUCGCUCACCUAUCUGGAAAAAGAAUUUCGCUUCUUGGAUGACGAUCUACUGAGUGUCUCUUACCCCAAGUCAGGUGGCCAUUGGAUGGCAGAGAUCUUGUCAGCGAUCCAGCAUGAAUGGGACCCCUCGUGGGUUUGCAGUGAGAAAAUAACCUGGAUCGAGACUUUUGAUGGCAUGAAGACUGCCUUGAAAUAUCCUCCACCCAGAAUCUUGGCUUCUCACCUUCCAAUAAACCUUUUCCCUAAGACCUUUCUCGAGUCCAAGGCCAAGGUUAUUUACACCCUACGAAACCCCAAGGAUGUGCUGGUAUUGUUCCACUACUGCUAUAAAAAAUGGAAGGAUCCUGGAAGACUGGAUGAGUUCUUGGAGGAGUUCUUAGAUGGGAACGUGUCCCAUGGCUCCUGGUUUGACCACGUGAAAGGCUGGCUGCAGAUGAAGAAAAGGGAAAACUUCCUUUUCAUCACGGUUGAAGAGUUGAAACAGGACCUUCGAGGGAGUGUGGAGAAGAUCUGCCAGUUCCUUGGCAAGGAGCUGAACAGCCAGCAAAUUGACUCUGUGGCGGAAAACCCCUCCUUCCAUAAAGUGAAGAAUGAGGCUAUGCCCAUCUCAUCUCGGAAGCGAGGAAGUGUUUCGAUGCACAUUAAACAGCCACUUGUGCUGACAGGGCUACCCGGGGAUUGGAAGAACCACGUCACAGUGGCACAGAACGAAAUCUUUGACCGUUUUUAUCCAUCUCACAUUAAGGGUGUGGGUGUGAGUUUCCCCUGGGACUGAAGAAGAACAAAUGGUUGCUCUUGCUUGCUUUUUUGCAUCCCCACACCCUUUUAUCUCUCAUAUGAUGCAUGUCCCUCCUACCAAACCACCAGGCUGUAUCGCUGCUGAAUUAUUAUUUCUUCAGAUGUGAUCAGAAGAGGCUGGUCAGUAAAUGGUAUGGUUGUAUUGUAUUUUGUAUUUUCAAAUAUGGUAUGCAAGAGGUAGGGAACCUGUGGCCAUCC
Podarcis muralis (Common wall lizard) is the source of this 1260-nucleotide messenger RNA. Its product is annotated as sulfotransferase 2B1-like. The record is from RefSeq and is a predicted model, not a curated record. Gene Ontology annotation, molecular function: sulfotransferase activity. Lineage: Eukaryota; Metazoa; Chordata; Lepidosauria; Squamata; Lacertidae.